This is a messenger RNA of Truncatella angustata, 1729 nucleotides long. Its product is annotated as 26S protease regulatory subunit 8. NCBI's taxonomy places the organism in Eukaryota, Fungi, Ascomycota, Sordariomycetes, Amphisphaeriales, Sporocadaceae. Gene Ontology annotation, cellular component: proteasome regulatory particle, base subcomplex. Bases 387 to 1556 code for a protein of 389 amino acids. Gene Ontology annotation, molecular function: proteasome-activating activity; ATP binding; ATP hydrolysis activity. The transcript is spliced from 2 exons. Gene Ontology annotation, biological process: proteasome-mediated ubiquitin-dependent protein catabolic process. The record is from RefSeq and is a predicted model, not a curated record.
GUGCGAAGGGGGGAGGGGGGUCGGGGUUUUGGUAUCGCCGUGCUCCGUUCUAGUGUGCCGCGUUGCUCAACUGCCUGCUCAGUUCAAGUGUUGGUCCAGUCUGGUAGCCUUCUUAGUGCUCAGCGCUCAGUGCUCCCCAGCUCCGAGGGCCUUGUCAUCAGCCUCAGCCUAGACUGGACCUGGGGCCCGGAGCUACCACAUCAUUCUCCAAUCGCCAUCGUCAACACCCACCGUCACCAUCACCAUCCGGCGUCACGAAUAUCACGAUCUCAGCUCCUAUCCCAAACGCAACCAGCAACAUAGCGAGCAACGACACGUCUGGAUUGCGAAAUCGAAUAUUCGUCAAGUGGCACAGAACCUCCGAACCACCGGAGUGGCAAGCAAUCAUGGCGCUCGACAGCUACUAUGCAAACAAGAUUGAGGCGAUGAAGCUCGAGAUCCUCAAGGGCCAAGCUGUCCUCCGCCGCCUUGAAGCUCAAAGAAAUGACUACAACUCCAGAGUCAGGUUACUGAGGGAGGAGCUUGGUCUGUUGCAACAGCCUGGGUCAUACGUCGGUGAGGUCGUCAAGGUUAUGAGUACGAAGAAGGUGCUAGUCAAGGUGCAUCCCGAGGGCAAAUAUGUCGUCGACGUCGCCGACUCGGUCGACAUUGCAAAACUCACAGCAGGCAAGCGCGUCACCUUGCUAUCCGACUCCUACAAGCUCGAGAAGCUCCUGCCAUCAUCUGUGGACCCCCUCGUCUCCCUCAUGAUGGUCGAAAAGGUUCCCGACAGUACAUAUGACAUGAUCGGUGGUCUAGAUCAACAGAUCAAGGAGAUCAAGGAGGUCAUUGAGUUGGGUCUGAAGCACCCCGAACUAUUCGAGUCUCUGGGUAUCGCACAACCAAAGGGUGUCUUGCUUUACGGCCCCCCCGGUACUGGAAAGACCCUCCUGGCUAGAGCUGUCGCUCACCACACCGACUGCAAAUUCAUCAGGGUAUCUGGUUCCGAGCUGGUGCAAAAGUACAUUGGUGAGGGUUCACGCAUGGUCCGUGAGCUGUUCGUCAUGGCUCGAGAGCACGCCCCCUCCAUCAUCUUCAUGGACGAAAUCGAUUCCAUUGGUUCUUCACGUGUCGAGGGCUCAUCCGGAGGCGAUUCUGAAGUGCAGCGUACCAUGUUGGAGUUGCUCAACCAGCUUGACGGCUUCGAACCUACCAAGAACAUCAAGGUCAUCAUGGCAACCAACCGUCUCGAUAUCCUGGAUCCCGCCCUGCUGCGACCCGGUCGUAUCGACCGAAAGAUCGAGUUUCCCCCGCCGUCUGUCGAAGCCCGUGCCGAUAUCCUGCGCAUUCACAGCCGCAAGAUGAACCUGACCCGCGGCAUCAACUUGACCAAGAUCGCUGAGAAGAUGAACGGUUGUUCUGGUGCUGAGCUCAAGGGUGUGUGUACAGAGGCUGGUAUGUACGCGUUGAGAGAACGCAGAGUUCACGUGACGCAAGAGGACUUCGAGCUGGCGACAGCCAAGAUUUUGAACAAGCACGACGACAAAGAGGUCUCCCUCCAGAAAUUCUGGAAGUAAUCUAUAUGCUUGGUUUCAUGCUCGGAGUUGGGGUUUGUAUGGAUGCUUGCAUGUAACAAAAAUUACGUAUGCAUGUCAGGUGUAUUAUAUCAAGAUACUCUGAAGAAGAGAUAGAUGGGGACACACGAAUCAAUACAUGCGUCUAGGCAGUCUAUCAAAACUAUCGUAAAUUA